GUGUGUGUGUGUGUAUGCGCUGUAGUGAGUGUGUUGGAGUGAGAGAGAGAGAGAGACUACAGAGCUACAGACUCGCUAAGCAGCAGCGACGACCUGCAGAAACGGAGCAUCCAGUCCGAGCAGGAAAAAGAAGAAGAAGCAGAAAUCAUUUAAUCUUCGUGUGUGUUUAAAAUGUUCCUGACAACAUUUCUACACCGCCUGAUUUGAUUUCAUCGAAGUUGCUGUUCCCCCCUCACCACCACCACCACCACCUCCUCCUCCAGACUGCAGAAACCAGAGAUUAAUGCAUCCUGCUGCGCGGUCCUGUUUGUUUUGACCUGUGAAGCUAGAAAGGAAUCCUGCAAGAGGGAUUAGCGGUCCGUCAAUGAGGAACUACCGGCUCAUCUUCUGCCACAACCUGAAGCAGCCCUAGAUGGUUCAGCGGUUCACUGGUCAGAGGAGGAGAGGAUAGGACACACUUUCACUGCUACACGACGUGAGGUCUUGGCGGGGCUGUGGUGAGGAGGAGGUGGAGGCCAUGAGGAAGAGCGUGUCUCCGUUGCCAGGCAAUGAGGGCGGGAGCUCAGCCGGCACCACGCGGGUUUUUGGCGUUCCUUUGGAGGAGGUGACACGCACGCACACAAUCAGCGGCCACGAGGUUCCUGCACUGGUGAAGCGCAUCGUGGAAUACAUCGAGGAGCACGGUCAUCUGGAUCUGGAGGGGCUCUUCCUGGUAAAUGGCAACGCAGAGCGCGUGGAUUGGCUGCGCCAGCGUUACGACAGCGGAGAAGAGGUGGAGCUAGAGAAGGAGGCGGACCUGGCGUCAGCUGUCAGUCUGCUCCGACUCUUCCUGCAGGAGCUUCCUGAGCCCGUCAUCCCGACAUCCAUACAGGGACACAUACUACAGCUGCACCAAGAUUACAGCAAUGAAGAGGAGCUGUGCAGAAACCUGAAGUACCUCCUGCAGCAGCUUCCCCAGCUCAACUACGGCCUGCUACGCUUCCUGUGCCGCUUCCUGGCCAGCGUGGCGUCGCUCCAGCAGGAGAGCUGGAACAUCGGGACGCUGGCCGCUGUCUUCGGUCCAGACAUCUUCCAUCUGUCAACAGAAGCGGAGGACCUUCGAGACCAGGAGUCCGUCAGCAGAGUCCUCGCUGAGCUGCUGGACAACCAGGAGGGCCUGUUCGACUCUGAGGACGAUGACGUCUCCACCACCAACGACUACAGCUCCAUCAAUGAACAGAUCACUGAGCUGCUGGAUGACGAGAGGUGUGAGGCCGAAUGUGAAGAGCUGCCUCAGGACGGAGACGAGGGUCCAUCCUCCUCUGACUCACCACAACACACACACACUGACGACGGCCCCGCAGUCAGCUCCCACCUCUCCCCUAUAUCCAUCUUGCCUGCUGACUCUGCUGAGAUUAUUCAGCGCACCAUCAGAGCUGCAGUGGAGCAUCACUUCUUUGAGCUGAAAACAUCCAUCGACCAAGACCUCAGCAACUACGACAGCCAGGGGGUGAGUCCCAGUGAGCCUGCAGACCAGAGCUGCCAUGAAAACGAGGAGCAACAAACUGACCCUGAGGACAGUCCCUGCAACACAGAAGGGGAAACCCCACUCACAGCAACUGAGCAGCACAUGCAGCAAAGCCAGAAUGACACACAGGAUACUUUGGACUCUGGUGCCUCCCUGGAGGAGAGCUCGGGGAUGGACCUUGAUUCAGAGGCCGUCACAGACGCUGAGAACAACAUCAACACUGCCAGGCAGGACAAUCAACCAUGUGACAUCAUGGAGCAAACUGAGAGCGACGCCAUGUGCUGUGACUCGGAUUCAUGUCUCUGUGAUCAGAACGCCAACACCCGUGAGACCAACAGGAACCUCCUGUCGCCAUGCCAACCAAAAUCUGGCCAAAACCCCCAGCUCCAGCUCUUCCCGGACAACCAAUGGGAAGCGUCGCCCCCCUCCCAUCUCCACCUCCCUCCCAUAGACUUCUCAUGUAUGCAUCUGCAGAAAGAAGGCCAAGACCCCGUCCCGGCUUACAAAUCCUGGCAGGACGACAGCGAGAGCGGCGAGGCGCAGCUCUCCCCGCUGGCCGGUCGCAUGGUACCUCUCCCCCUGUUACCCCUUGAAGGUGAAGGCGAGGAGGACGAGGACG
This is a messenger RNA of Labrus bergylta (ballan wrasse), 2126 nucleotides long. The record is from RefSeq and is a predicted model, not a curated record. Lineage: Eukaryota; Metazoa; Chordata; Actinopteri; Labriformes; Labridae.